This is a messenger RNA of Geodia barretti, 1701 nucleotides long. NCBI's taxonomy places the organism in Eukaryota, Metazoa, Porifera, Demospongiae, Tetractinellida, Geodiidae. The record is from the annotation of a GenBank genome assembly.
AUGUCUCCGGGACUGAAAAGUAGCUCCUUCACAACCCCCACCACCCCACUCUUCACCUGCAGCGUCGUUGUCUCUUUCCCUCCUCUACCUUCUCCCUCCCCUCCUCCCCCUCCUCCGCCCGCCACACCCACACUCUGGACGCAGGAACAGAGCAACGAGCCUUUGCACACCUUGCUCCCGACACCCACCACCCAGCUGCUCAGUCGACACGGAAAAUGGAACGGUAGCGUAGUUUCGCAGAUAGGUACCUCUUCGGACAUAUCUCCUCUCAACUCCGUUUUUGAAAGCCUCUGUAACGUUGCAAUAAACAUCACUUACAAAAGCCCCGCCUGCGAGUGCACGAGGGAGGAGGAAUGGGCGCUGGAAAGUCAGAUUUGGCACAGAAAAUCAGCUCGGCGAAGCCCCUUCGGACGCAAACGCCGCCAUUUUUCUGCAGUUUUAGAGUUCAAAGUUCACGCACCCGCGGAAGGUAUGGCUGCCCGCGUCUUCUCGUCCUCCUGCCGCAGAGCUGGUAGCUUGUGGAGGACUGUAGCAACCGUCAGAAACUCACACAGCCACAGCACACACCUGAAGACGGCACCGUUGCAGAGAUGGCCGACUGCCGCGGGUCGCUGCCGGCGCUGGACCUCCUCCGGUGUCUCUGACACUAACCUUGCUGUUAAUGCAUUGUUGGACAGUAACAGAAGUAACCUGAUGGAGUUUGGCCGCUAUGUUCAAGAGAUGCUCCCCAAAUAUAUACAGCAGACCCAAAUCACGUACAGCAAUGAGUUGGAGAUUCUAAUACAUCCCGAUGGAGUCAUUCCCGUCCUCACGUUCCUGAGAGACCACCAGAAUGCCCAGUACACCUCGUUGGUGGACAUCACUGCAGUCGACGUACCAAAGAGAGUCUUCAGAUUUGAGGUGGUGUACAACCUGCUGAGUGUGGUGUAUAAUGUCAGAGUGAGGGUGAAGACGUACGCAGACGAGCUGACACCCAUCGACUCCGCCACGGCCGUCUUCUCCUCUGCCAACUGGCUGGAGAGAGAGGUGUACAUGCACACACACAUACACACUGUCUCUCCUCUCACAGGUUGAACAAAACCACCACACUUGAAUUGCUCCCUGAAAAACAGCAUUGCUAAUUCCUAUCCAGAGCGUUCAAUUAGAAGUCAAUUCAGUGAAUGUGCUGGUACAUUCAUGUGCACCAACUUUUUUUAAACUCACUUUGUCAAGACAUAUACCCUAGAUAUUUUCCCAAAAUCUCUGCAGCUAGCAGUCACAAACCACAAUGCAAGCUGUAGAUCUAUGCAGUGGCCUACCAAUGAUGUGAUACAUACAGGUGUGGGACAUGUACGGCGUGUUCUUCUCCAACCAUCCCGACCUCCGUCGUAUCCUGACUGACUAUGGAUUCGAGGGCCACCCCAUGAGGAAAGACUUCCCUCUCAGUGGCUACGUUGAGGUGAGAUAUGAUGACGAAGCCAAGAGAGUGGUCUGUGAACCACUGGAGAUGACUCAGGAGUACCGCAAGUUUGAGCUCUCGUCGCCGUGGGAACAGUUCCCUCUCCACCGGGCGGCCGAGGCCCUCCCAGCUCCCAGCUCUGCCGACACAACUGACAACCCAAAGUAGCCAAUAACGGGACAUAGUUCAUCAUUAUGUAUAGUUGGAGAGAGGUGUAUUAUUUUAUGUUGAGUGUGUCACUGAAACUUGUGUACAUGGGGGAU